Messenger RNA from Anthostomella pinea, 4050 nucleotides. NCBI's taxonomy places the organism in Eukaryota, Fungi, Ascomycota, Sordariomycetes, Xylariales, Xylariaceae. The record is from the annotation of a GenBank genome assembly.
AUGGCUGGCCCCAACGAUUCUCAGGCCGUUGGCAUCAAGGAACUUGGCAUCAUCAACCAGUGCGUCAAUUACGAGCCCACUGCGCUCCCGGGACAGGAAUGGCGAGGUUAUCCAGAGAUUCCAACCGCUCGCGACCUGAACCCGGACUUGACCGACCCAAAGCAGCUCGCUGAGGUCCAGAGUCUCCUGCCCAACAACUGGAGAGAGCCAUGGAGUGAAAAGGACAAGUACCUGGAAACCCACUAUCGCCUCCAGCGAGAGGAGGCAAUCACCAUGCUGCGAUACUCCAUCAAGAAGUACCAGGAGACGCCACGCAUGAUGGACGAUGAGGAGACCUGUAUCUACACCAAGGUCUUCGUCAAGGGCUACUUGAUGACACGCCUUGGCCCCAUGUGCCGUGUGCAGUUCUCAACCGAGAGAUCCGGCAAGAAGAUCCGCUGGACCCAGACCCGCCGACUCACCACGGGGAGCCUCGUGGCCUUGUCGACCGCAGAAGAUGGCUUCAAAACCAUCUGCCUGCCUGCUGUCAUCGCCGACCAUCCUAUCCGCGACGGUCUAGAUCAGAACCCUCCGACCAUUCAGAUUCACUGGGCAAGGUCAGAAGAUGCCAUCGUAGACCCGACAGCCGAGUUGGUCAUCAUCGAGGCUCGGACCGGCUACUUCGAGGCCGUGCGCCACAGCAUGGUUGGCCUUCAACAUGUUGCCAUGACGGACACCCCGAUCGACAAAUACCUAGUCGGCGCCGACAAGGGCGACUAUGCAGCACAGUAUGUGCAGCAGAGCCCUGAGAUGAACAUCAGGUCGCUUGUGCAUCACGUUCCGAACUCUGCGGGCAUGUCCAAAGCUGCCGUCCGACAGAAGAUAACCGAAGCCAAGGAACCUCUGGCCAACGCGAACGUCAUUAGAGGUCUCAAUGACAAUCUGUCCCCGUACACAAACCUCGACAACUCCCAGCUCAGCGCCGUACAUCGUAUUCUCACAAGAGAACUUGCCAUCGUCCAGGGUCCUCCCGGUACCGGCAAGACGUUCACGUCUGUGCAAGCACUACGGAUCCUAUUGGAGACGCAAGAACGUGGAAGCAACGUCAUCAUCGUCGCAGCCCAGACGAACCAUGCCGUCGACCAGAUCCUGAUUCAGCUGGUCAAGCUCGGUUUUGACGCCGUCCGACUUGGUGGCCGCAGUCAAAACGAGGAGAUCAAACGUUACAGCAUGUACAACCUGCGACGCCAGAAGCUGGCCUCUUUCAGACAACGGGCGGAUGGGGAUUACAAGACGUGCGAAUCUGCGCGGAAGAAGAAUAUUUCCAAUCUGGAGUGCAUGGUCAACGAUGUUUUCCCUGGAGGUUUGGUCGAUCCGGCGAACCUUCUCGACGCCGGCAUCAUCACGGUACAGCAGAUGGAGUCUCUGGGAUACGACGACGACCAAUGGGCUGCUGAACCGCUGCAAGACCGCCCCGCGGGCUCACUUUCCGAGUGGCUGGGGGAUGAUAUGGUGGAGGCGCCCCCUAUGGCCUUCAAGGAUCCCGUCUUCGAAACUCCGGAGAAUGACGAUGCUGUCGACCUCGAUGCCGAGGACUACGACCUGGAGCUUGACGACUGUAUCGUGGACGACGACGACGAUCGCGGGAGGGUUGAUGGCAAGUGGAUCCCAAUCCGACAUCGAUGGAUCGGUGCGAACCCUCAUGGAUACUCCGGGACUGAACUCGUCAUUCGCCGAGAGCGAGCGAAGCCGAACUUGUGGGACAUUGAGCAGGAACACCGUGGUACCGUCUACGAGUACUGGCAGAGGCAGUUGCUCCGUGUGCGCGCCGAAGAGUUCCGCGAGGCUUUGGCAGAUAACACCCGUAUCUGCAAGAGCCUGAAGAUCAAUCGCUGGUACAAGGACACGCAAUAUAUCAAGUCGAGCAAGAUCGAGAUCAUCGGGUGCACUACAACGGGUCUCUGCAAGUACCGUGGUUUUCUCUCUGCGCUGCAACCCCGAACCAUGCUGAUCGAAGAGGCGGCCGAGACGCGAGAGGCCAACAUCAUGUCGGCGCUGUACGGGUCCCUCCAGCAGCUCAUCCUCGUUGGCGACCACCAGCAGUUGGCACCGCACUGCGACACGCCACGGCUCGCCGACGAGCCAUACUGUAUGCGCGUGUCCAUGUUCGAGCGGCUGGUCAAGCUGAACAUGCCAUUCACUGUUCUGAACAUGCAGCGCCGUAUGAUUCCCAUCUUGCGGGAAGUGCUGAAUCCGUUCUAUCCAAUGCUGCAAGACCAUCCUGUUGUCACCAAGAAGGACGCGCGCCCUCCGGUUCCAGGCAUGUCGGUCGAGUCUUACUUCUUCCAUCAUACCUGGACCGAAGACACGGACGAAAACCUCAGCAAGUUCAACCUCCUGGAGGCCGACAUGGUUGUUCGCUUCAUCGACUACCUCCUGAUGAACGGAGUUGAUGCAGCCCAGAUCACGGUAUUGACCUUCUACCGUGGACAGCGCAAGCAGAUCAUAUCAGAGGCGCGAAAGCAGCUCUCGCACUGGGCGCCUUUCAACAAUGUCCAAACGGUGGAUUCAUACCAGGGCGAGGAGAACGACAUCGUCAUUCUCUCUCUGGUGCGUAGCAACGGGCCCAACGGCCCCCACAGGCCAGGCUUCCUCCGGGAUUGCAACCGUGGUGUGGUGUCCAUCAGCCGCGCGCGACGAGGAUUCUACAUCUUUGGCAACAUGACCAACCUGACGGAAGGGGGCGAAGAGUCUCGGUACAUGUGGGGCAAUGUCGAGAAGGUGUUCAAGCUCCAGAAGAGAUUCGGAGACAGCGAGACCGGACUUCCAAUCACCUGUCAACGGCAUGGGACCACGAGCCGCAUACGCCACCCCGAGGAUUGGAUGCUCCACCACGGUGGCUGCAAGCUGCCAUGUCCAGAUAAGCUCAGCUGUGGUCAUCCGUGUGGACGUCGUUGCCAUUGGGUGGACCACAACCGUCUCAUCUGCCUACAGCCCUGUGAGAAGACCCUUCGAUGUGGCCACCGAUGCCAAGAGGUCUGCGGUGAGGGUUGCGUCUGCAACUGUUCCGAUUUUACCGGCGCAUAUGCCCACGAUGAGGACUGGGAUGCGGACACAGCAUUGGACGACCAAGAGAUGGGCGUCGAGUUCAAUCCCGGUCUUGGCGCAGCUUCGUUCGGUCAGGGGGGUCAGCGCACCACCAGGCGAGGCGACCAGCACGGAAACUACCGAUACGGUUCACGUGGGCGCAGAGGAGGCCUUGGAUACAACGGCGGCCGCGCUCAGGCUCCUAACCUCAGUGAUACCACCGGUCACGGUACAGAGGCACGCUCGGGUAACGCCCAACACCUGCCUUGGGGCGCCUUUGAUGCUCGGCAGGACGAUGCUCGGCGACGCGGAGCCCACGGCCCAAGCCUUGUCGUCGAUGCUCCUCACGCCUCGGGCUCCAGCAGGAUGCCCCGUUACAAGGAGACGUGGCGUCAUGUCACCCUGUCUAACGGCGGCAAACGCAACGUCGGGAGAGGUAACGUUAUCGUGUCUGGAAGCAGUGGCACGCCUUCACCCGAGAAGGACGAUCCUCAUUUAUCUGCUAAACCUACCUCGCGCGGUGAGGCGCCAGUGACGGACCUGUUGAGCUUCAAUGAUACUGUCCGUACAGAAGCUCUGGUUCUGCCCUUACGGCUCCAUGAAAUCAACCAGUCCAAAGUAUCCACAAACACCUUCAUUAACCCCGAUCGUUCAGACGCUGAGGUAGUUGCCAGCACUCCUGCCCGACAAGCACAACGUUCUUUCAAAGCUCCUGGUGCUUUCCAAUACGACGGUCAGCCCAACGACGGCGAUUUGGCUGGGUCGUCUGCUGCCUCCUUGCGGUUCUCGGGACGGAACGACUUCGCUGACCAGGGACCACAAUUCCUGCAGCGCAUUCGGCCUCUGGUGAACCCUACCACGGACGCCGGCCGUCAGCUCGAUAAGCCGGAAUGGGAGGUUGCGAGCACGGUGGUGGACGAGUCGAACAAUGGCGACGCAGAUGACGUUGAUGACAAGGAGGAGGAGGAUCUUAUACACUUCUGA